CCUUCCCUUGGAGCCCACCUUUCCUAGACCAGCCCUUGCAGCUCUUGCUUAAGGAAUCUGACACUAUAACCCUGUAUGGUCAGAUAAUCCCUGUGAAGGUGGCCUUGCUUCAGGAUCCAGGCCAAAGGGGAUCCCAGUCUCCUUCCAGGCUGGGACCCCAGGUUUUCAGUCUGCCCUGGAGGCCAGUGCUGUUGAGCCCAUCUCUGGGCUGGCGGCACACCCUCUCUUUUCUUCUCCAAAGACUGGGGCAUAAUGGACAAUAGCUCUCACCCUCUAUUUAUGGGCAGCUCUGGCUGAGUCAGCAUCUGCCCUCUCUGAUCCCUCAUUGCCCCCUUUGUCUUAGUGAGUGUCCUCUCAUCUCAUUGGGUUGUUAAAAAUAGCUGCCAUUUAUUGAGUAUUACUAUGCAGACACUUGGAUGUAUUUCUCUUAUGUAAUCUUGGCCACUACCUAGCAGAAGAGGAGUUUUGAUGCCCAUCCUACAGAAGAGAAAACAAAGUCAGACUUGAAUAACUUGUUCAAAGCUCCUUGGAUGGCACAAAUGGGACCAUGACCUUGGGCACCCCCAGGAGGGGCCUUCUGAUGUUACUGAUGGCCUUGGGCCUGACCCAGGGCAAUCCUGUGAAGCCCUCUCAGGGCCCACUGGUGACCUGCACGUGUAAGAACUCACAUUGCAGGGGGCCUACCUGUCAGGGGACCUGGUGCACAGUGGUGUUGGUGCGGGAGGCGGGCAGCCAGCCCCAGGAACAUCGGGGCUGCGGGAACAUGCACCACGACGAGUUCUGCAAGGGGUACCCCACUGAGUUCGUCCACUACCACUGCUGCUACAGCCCCCUCUGCAACCACAACGUGUCCCUGGAGCUGAAGGCCACCCAAACUCCUUCGGAGCAGCCGACAGUAGAUGGCCAGCUGCCUCUGAUCCUGGGCCCCAUGCUGGCCUUGCUGGCCCUGGUGGCCCUGGGUGUCCUGGGCCUGUGGCAUGUCCGUCGGAGGCAGGAGAAGCAGCGGGGCCUGCGCAGCGAGCUGGGUGAUUCCAGCCUCAUCCUGAAGGCGUCGGAGCAGGGGGACAGCAUGUUGGGGGACAUCCUGGACAGUGACUGCACCACAGGCAGUGGUUCGGGGCUCCCCUUCCUGGUGCAGAGGACAGUGGCACGGCAGGUCGCCUUGGUGGAGUGUGUGGGCAAGGGCCGCUACGGAGAGGUGUGGCGUGGCUUGUGGCAUGGUGAGAGUGUGGCCGUCAAGAUCUUCUCCUCGAGGGACGAACAGUCCUGGUUCCGGGAGACCGAGAUCUACAACACAGUGCUGCUCAGACACGACAACAUUCUAGGCUUCAUCGCCUCGGACAUGACCUCCCGCAACUCCAGCACGCAGCUGUGGCUCAUCACGCACUACCACGAGCACGGCUCGCUCUACGACUUUCUGCAGAGGCAGCCGCUGGAGCCCCAGCUGGCCCUGAGGCUCGCCGUGUCGGCGGCCUGCGGCCUGGCGCACCUGCACGUGGAGAUCUUCGGCACGCAGGGCAAACCGGCCAUCGCCCACCGCGACCUCAAGAGCCGCAACGUGCUGGUCAAGAGCAACCUGCAGUGCUGCAUCGCUGACCUGGGCCUGGCCGUGAUGCACUCCCAGGGUAGUGAUUACCUGGACAUUGGCAACAACCCAAGAGUGGGCACCAAGCGGUACAUGGCACCCGAGGUGCUAGAUGAGCAGAUCCGCACAGACUGCUUUGAGUCCUACAAGUGGACCGACAUCUGGGCCUUUGGCCUGGUGCUGUGGGAGAUCGCCCGCCGGACCAUUGUCAAUGGCAUUGUGGAGGACUACAGGCCACCCUUCUAUGAUGUGGUGCCCAACGACCCCAGCUUUGAGGACAUGCGGAAGGUGGUGUGUGUUGAUCAGCAGACCCCCACCAUCCCUAACCGGCUGGCUGCAGACCCGGUCCUCUCAGGCCUGGCUCAGAUGAUGCGGGAGUGCUGGUACCACAACCCCUCUGCCCGACUCACUGCGCUGCGGAUCAAGAAGACACUACAGAAAAUCAGCAACAGUCCAGAGAAGCCCAAAGUGAUCCACUAGCCCAGGGGCGUCUGACUCCCCUCUGCCUGCAGUUGGGGCAGGAGUGGGGGAUGGAUGGUGGCCUGUCUGGGUAGAGGUAGUGUGAGUGUGUGUGCUGGGGAGGGGGUGCCCCUCUCUGGGACAGCUGUGCCUGCCCAGCUCGGCCCCCAGCCCAUCCAGCCAAAAAUACAGCUGGGCUGAAAUCUGA
This is a messenger RNA of Microcebus murinus (gray mouse lemur), 2252 nucleotides long. NCBI's taxonomy places the organism in Eukaryota, Metazoa, Chordata, Mammalia, Primates, Cheirogaleidae. The record is from RefSeq and is a predicted model, not a curated record.